Symsagittifera roscoffensis is the source of this 1872-nucleotide messenger RNA. RefSeq names its product zinc finger protein ZPR1-like. The transcript has 7 exons. The coding region runs from base 6 to 1400 and encodes 464 amino acids. Gene Ontology annotation, molecular function: zinc ion binding. Gene Ontology annotation, cellular component: cytoplasm; nucleus. NCBI's taxonomy places the organism in Eukaryota, Metazoa, Xenacoelomorpha, Acoela, Convolutidae. The record is from RefSeq and is a predicted model, not a curated record.
GUGAAAUGUCUACAUCAGGGGCGGGAGAUUCGCAUGAUCAGUCCUCCAAAUCAUCUUCUGACGUCAUUUUUGCACCCCUGGGGUCAGAUGAAAUUGCGGAUAAUGUGACUUGCAUUGAGAGCUUGUGUAUGAGUUGUCACGAGCAAGGAGAGACUAAGUUGUUGCUGACUAAGAUUCCAUUUUACAAGGACGUUGUGGUUUCUUCAUUCCGAUGUGAUUUGUGUCAUUACUCGAACACGAAUAUUCAAAGCUGUGAGCCGAUCCAAAAUAGAGGAGUGCGUUAUGAGAUAAAAGUGAAGCCUGGAGAAGAUCUGAACAGACAAGUGGUGAAGGGCGAGUUCGCCACUAUCUCAAUUCCCAAACUGGAGCUGGAGAUUCCGAAGGAGUCACAGCCGGGAUCCAUCAACACAAUCGAAGGAAUUAUUCAAAGAGUGAUAGAUGGUCUGACUCAAGACCAACAGACUCGCUCUGAAGUUGAUCCCGAAGGAUUCCUCAAGGUCAGUCAGUUCAUCACUAGACUGGUGGAUCUGAAGGAAGACGAAACUGGCUUCGAGAUCAUUAUGGAUGAUCCGUCUGGCAACAGUUUCGUGGAGAACCCUUUCGCGCCCAACAAAGACGAGCGAGGAAGUGUGAGUCACUACAUCAGGUCGAUCGAUCAAGACGUGGAGCUGGGUCUUAAUGAGAAGCAUGCGAGAGAUGCAGUCACUAGUCGAGAAGGCAUGGAUGAUACGACAGAACUUGACUUCCAGAAUGAAGUGAUGACAUUCAACAGCAACUGUCCCUCGUGUGGGCGCCAAUGUGACACAAACAUGAAGUCAAUCAACAUCCCAUUCUUCAAGGAAGUAAUAAUUAUGGCCACGGUGUGUGACGAUUGUGGCCAUAAGUCUGACGAGGUCAAAUCGGGAGGGGGCAUUGAACCGAAGGGCGUGAAGUACACGUGUAAAGUGGAAACUGUUAUCGAUCUGAAUCGAGACGUGUUGAAAUCGGAAACAUGUUCAUUGUGCAUUCCUGAAUUGGAUGUUGAAUUGGAACACGGAUCACUGGGUGGACGUUUCACCACAAUUGAAGGACUUGUGAACUCUUUCCUGGAGGGCGUUGAUAAGUUGGCGCCGUUUGGCAGUGGGGACAGCACACAAUCUUCAACUGCGUACAAGUUUGAACAAUUCAAACAAAAGGCCAAGGACUUGCUUGACCUGAAAGAGCCGUUCACCAUUAUUCUGGAUGACCCUGCUGGCAACAGUUUCAUUUCGAAGAUUGACGAUGAAAACGAUCCAGGGUUGACAGAGGAGAGAUACGAAAGGUCAUAUGACCAGAAAGAGUUUCUAGGAUUGAAUGACAUGGUCACUGAAAACUACGAGGAGACAACUCAAACAAAUGUCGAAAAUGCGGGCGAUACCUGACACCGAUUGAAUUUAACCCUCAGAAUAUUUUUUGAGUCACAUUGAGUGUUCGCUGAAGCGAUGCAAAUGGUUCUAUGAUGAUGCUGAUUUUGUUGUAAUUAGAAUAUAUUUUGAAAAUUUCUUGGUUUUCGCAAGCUUCGAAAAAGAUUAUUGGGAAGUUUUUGGCCAAAUAAUUGUUGCGAAGUGGUUCGAUUAUGAAAUAGUUAAGAAGGGCAAUUUUCUAUGCAACGAUUUUUAAAUGGUUAUGCUAUUUGUAAAUUUGGUUGAAGUAAGGGAAAGGAAGAAACUUGUCAAUUUUCUCGACCAUUGUCAUCCGGCAUGGAUCGGCUAAACUUAGAUAUGUAUAUAUAUUUAUACAUAUUAUUUAUGUUGAUUUAUGUUAUAAACAUACAUAUGGCUGGUUGACCGACCUUGAGAGACCUUCUCUCAAAUGACGAACGGUCAGACCAUGAAUUAACGUUGGUUAAAAUUA